Messenger RNA from Tinamus guttatus (white-throated tinamou), 471 nucleotides. The record is from RefSeq and is a predicted model, not a curated record. Lineage: Eukaryota; Metazoa; Chordata; Aves; Tinamiformes; Tinamidae.
AUGAGUUCACCACCCAUCUCGCCCUCUCAGCAGUCCCUGUCACUACAAAACAACUUCACCUGUGUUUCUGCAGUUUACAAGCCAGCACAUGAGAACAAAGAGGAGCAGGUCCCGGCAGCCGUGCUGGAACACCUGGAGCGCCUGGCGCUGGUUGACUUCCGCGAUGCGGAGGGCGUGCAGCGGCUGCGGGAGGCCGUGCGUUUCGCCGAGCGGCUGCACGAGGUGGACACGGAGGGAGUAGAACCCAUGGACUCCGUGCUCGAGGACAGGUGUCUGUAUCUUAGAGAAGAUGAUGUUACCGAAGGCAACUGCACAAAAGAGCUGCUGAAAAAUGCCAGAGAGAAAAUAGAGGAAUAUUUUGUAGCCCCACCAGGUAACAUCCCUUUACCAAAGUUAGAAGAGAGAGAGACUUUUGAGCAGCAAUCUUAAUGAAAGCCAAGAGCCAAAAUGUCAUUUUCAAUAUUUUAUUUU